Messenger RNA from Panicum virgatum (switchgrass), 1407 nucleotides. RefSeq names its product galactose mutarotase-like. NCBI's taxonomy places the organism in Eukaryota, Viridiplantae, Streptophyta, Magnoliopsida, Poales, Poaceae. Gene Ontology annotation, biological process: beta-D-galactose catabolic process via UDP-galactose, Leloir pathway; glucose metabolic process. The transcript is spliced from 4 exons. The coding region runs from base 89 to 1282 and encodes 397 amino acids. Gene Ontology annotation, molecular function: carbohydrate binding; aldose 1-epimerase activity. The record is from RefSeq and is a predicted model, not a curated record.
CACAUCCGGCCGGGGAGGGAACGACCGCUUCAAGCCCGUCCAAGAUCAUCGCCAGCGCCCAAGAGCCGCCUAUAUUAUUAGGUGAUCCAUGACCAUCACACGCGGCAGAGCUCGGCAGCCGCAUGCCUGCAUCGCUGAUCUCUUCCCCUCUCCCCCACCCACCGCUUCUGCUAGCCGCCGCUGGUCGCCAAUGGCGAGACGCGAGCUGUUCCUCGCGCUGCUGUGCAUAGCGGCCUCAGCGCUAGCCACCGGAGCCGACGCCGCCGACGCGAGGAAGAUGGUCGGCGUGUACGAGCUUAGGAAGGGCGAUUUCUCCGUCAAGGUCACCAAUUGGGGCGCGAGACUCAUGUCCGUCGUCUUUCCCGACUCCAAAGGGAAUUUGGCUGAUGUCGUCCUUGGCAGAGACACCAUCGCUGAAUACGUCAAUGACACCUCUUACUUCGGGCCGAUAACGGGGCGCAUAGCACAGAGGGUCGCCCGUGGCCGGUUCGUCCUCGACGGCAAGGUCUAUCACAUGUAUAAGAACGACGGCAACAACUCCAUUCACGGUGGCGGCAGAGGGUUCAGCAAGAGCAUCUGGACGGUGAAGGAGUACGUCGGCGGCGGCGAGUCCCCGUUCAUCACCUUCUACUACCGCAGCUUCGACGGCGAGCAGGGCCUGCCGGGGAACGUGGACGCGUACGUGACGUACCGCGUGUCGGGCCCGCCCUACUCGCUUGGCGUGCACAUGAACGCGACGGCGCUGGACAAGGCGACGCCGGUGAACUUCCUGCUGCACGCGUACUGGAACCUGGGUGGGCACGGCAGCGGCGACGUGCUGGGGCACGCGCUGCGGCUGUUCGCGUCGCGGCACGCCGUGCUGGACGAGGAGCUGCUGCCCUCGUCGGGGCGCGUGGAGCCCGUGGCCGGCACGCCGCUGGACUUCCGGGCGCCCACGGCGAUCGGGGCGCGCAUCCGCGGCGUCAUGGGCGGCCGCAUCGUCGGGUACGACGCCAACUACAUCGUCGACGGCGAAGGGAUGCGGCCGGUGGCACAGGUCCGGGACCCGGCGUCCGGCAGGGGGUUGGAGCUGUGGGCGAACCAGCCCACCAUGCAGCUCUACACGGGCAACUGGCUGAACCGCACCGCCGGGAAGGACGGCAAGGUGUACGACCAGUACGGGGGGUUCUGCCUGGAGACCAUGGGCUACGUGGACGCUGUCAACCACCCGGAGUUCCCGUCCCAGACGCUCAGGCCCGGCCACGUGUACAACCACGACAUGGUCUUCAAGUUCUCGUUCUAGGGUGCGCAUGCAUGCACUGAGGAAGCACGAGAUGUAAAAUAAGUUCAGCAUUGGUGUGUGUGUGUGUGUGGAGGGGUACGGUGGUGAUCAAUAAUCACAGGAUCGGAGAGACGGAGAUGGCAUUU